Molecule: messenger RNA, 2410 nt
Organism: Cloeon dipterum
Lineage: Eukaryota; Metazoa; Arthropoda; Insecta; Ephemeroptera; Baetidae
Product: activating signal cointegrator 1 complex subunit 2
Exons: 14
Coding region: 170-2344 (724 amino acids)
Biological process (GO): regulation of DNA-templated transcription
Molecular function (GO): ubiquitin binding
Source: RefSeq, a predicted model, not a curated record
CUCCUACUUUCCAAUGAAUCUUUCAAAACUCAAACACAUGACUGUAAAAACACCAACACAGCACUCGCUCGCCAACCUGUGAUUUAUUAUUUUUCACUGUACAUAAUAUUUACAUUGUAUUACUGAAUUUGUCUAGUAACCCCCAGAAUAUUGCAUUGAUAUCCUAAAAAUGACGGGUGUUGUCAAGAAGCCUCAAUCCCUGGAGAAGAUGUUAAUCAACGUCAAGGAUCCUGACGGAAAAGACUGCAAAAAAUUAGCAUUUAGCAAAGAUUGGUGUGAGGAGAGACAGUGGAUGCACUUUCCACCUGUAUAUUUUUCCGACGACUGGUUUGAGGCAGCUUCUGAGUUUGAGGAUGACAUGAUGUGGCUUCUCUCACUCCCUCACAACAAAUUUUGGUCUCAGCUGGUGUUUGAUCCUGGUGCUCGAAGUGCCCUGGUUUCGUACCUGCAGAAAGCCCCACGAAGCUACGAUAGAGAACUUGUUGAUCUGGCCCCUGUGCAGAAGGAAAUUCUCACUAGGGUGCACAAUUUGGUGUUCAAGAUCUACUCUCGUUUGAUCACAACUAAAGAGUCUGAGACUUGUUUCAUCAGCAAAGAUGUGCACGGCUCGCUAAUUUACGACAACUACCUGCUUGACGUGCCUGCCAUGCUAGACCUUUGUCUACUUUUCGGGUCGUCAGAAAAGCGGAGCCUGACAAAAUUGCUGCAAAGCAUCACAAAGUCGCAACCAAAGUAUUCCAGUGAUUUGCAGUCAACAGCUGAAAUGUUUGUCAAAGCAUUAAAAGAUCUGGAGCAGUAUUUUGUUGGCGGAGUCGGGUCUGGGAGCUCGGAGCCGUUGAAGCUAUCCAACAUCUGUCCUGCCAGCAGGGGAAUGAUCAAGCAUGAGCAGUUGCAAGACUAUGUGGUGUUUUUAGUCGACAUCGUCUCUUCGGUCGCGAUGCUGCUUGAUCUGCUGCCUAUUGUGAUUUCAUCCUUCAUCGGAGCUAUUCCAGAAAUUGAGAUAUCCCAAUUUUACGACCAAACGCUACCAGCGAUGCAUCAAAGUCUGCUGCAAGUGGCCAAUGAGGAAGAAAGCAAAUCUCUGGCCUUGAAAAUCAAUGUAGCUCGCGUCAAUCUUUUGAACAUAGCCAAAAUCACCCUAGUGCACAGAUGCAAUUCCAUUAUAUCAGAGUCGGUUUUCAGUCGAGCUAUGGAACAGAUGGAAGAGUACUUGACCGUGCUCUCCGAGUUUCUGGCUUAUCCGAAAUUUGUCCGCGACCUCCAUUCCUUCUUCCAAAUCAGCUGUGAACUGAGGAGACUUCACGAAAAUAGACCAGACAUUUUAGAUGAAUCAAAGUGUAACUAUUUGAGCGACUCGUUCAUCCUCUGCAUCGAGUCGAGCAGCCAGGAAAGUGGGCGGAAGUCUCCUUCUCCAUCAGAAUCCUCCAGCACGAGGAGCUUUCCUUCCAAAGAGCCGACGCCCGCCCCGCUGGCACCGAAAUUGCCAGCAAAGGAGGAUAAUAUCUUGGCUGAGGACAUCCUAAUCGAGUCUUUGAUCAGCAACAUCCAGGAAAUGCUCCCGGAACUUGGCGCUGGAUUUUUGAAGAAAUGCUUGAAACAUUACAACUUGGACAAAGAGGCUGUCGUGAAUGCUGUCCUGGAAGAGAGCCUACCUUCAGGUUUAAAGGAACUCGACCGAACCCAACCAUUGCUGUCUUCUGAAAUUGAGGCUGGUAGCAGUGUCCCUGUUUUGCCGCUAAGACUGAAUGUAUUUGACAACGACGAAUUUGACAUCAUGAGUCGCAACCACAUCGACACUUCCAGAAUUCACCAGGGCAAGCGGAAAAGCAAGCACAAAAAUUUAUCGCAGCUGCUUGACGAUAAAAGUGAGCUGGCUGAAGUGAAAGAUUUUUACAAGAAGUUUGGGACAGUGGCCGACGUUGUUUAUGACGACGAAUAUGACGACACUUAUGACGAGUUUAAGGAGUUCAAGAUUGACGACGCAAAUGAAGACUUGGAGAGGAGGCCUUUUGUCACUCCUAGAGUAUUGCGGAAAAAGGAGGAUUUUGUUGCAGAGGAGGAGGAAGAAGAGGAGGAUGAAGAAGACACAAGUGCACAAAAUACGGACAGCUUUGUGCAGGAUCCAGCGCUGCUUAGGGAACAGGCGCAGCAAAGAAGGGAGGCAAAAUACGGGCCUCCGAAGGGUCCUCGCGGAGAUGUUGUUGGCAAACCAAAGGGCCAAGGCCAAGAUGCAAAUACGCAGCUGAACAGGAGACGCAAGGACGCAAGCAAGUCAAGCAGAGGGAACCACAACAGAAGAGCCGGCGCGGAAAGGAAACUGAGACAGGGGCUGAUCCCGUCCUGAAAGGUACUAACCGUGUUGUAUCUCCGGAUCACAUUAUAAACUAUUUGUGAUACUUUGAGAACAAAA